UAUCAAUGACCUAUUUAUAUAUGAAAAUUAUCGUUUUAUCAAAAUAUAGUUGUAAAUGGACACUUUCCUAACUUUAUUAUGCUAUUUGACUGUCCUGGUUGUUUUUUUCACAUUUAUGGGACUGUUAAUUGUAUAUGCAACAACAAGUGAUAGGUUUGCAGUUAUUGAGCGUUUUCCUGAUGAGAGAUAUUUUAUCAAUCCUGUUCAGAAUAAUGAGAAGCUAUCUUUUCCGUAUCUCGAAAAAGAAUCAACCAUUGAUUUAUCUAUCAUUGUACCUUCCUACAACGAAGAGGAAAGAUUACCACUUAUGUUGGAUGAGGCAUUUGAAUAUUUAGAUGAAAGAAAAAAAUAUGAACCGUCAUUUACAUAUGAAAUAAUUGUUGUUGAUGAUGGCAGCAAGGACCAAACAUCAAGGGUUGCCAUGAAAUAUGUGGAAAAAUAUGGAGUAGAGCUGGUUCGUGUGCUGACUUUGACAAAAAAUAGGGGAAAAGGAGGCGCUGUUAGAUUGGGGAUGUUCAGUUCACGUGGAAAGCAAUUGCUGAUGGUUGAUGCUGAUGGAGCAACAAAGUUUUCUGACUUUACCAAAGUUCAAAGCAGUCUUCACAAAAUCAUCAAUGGAAAAGAUCAUAAACCUGCCAUAGCUGUUGGGUCAAGAGCACAUUUGCAAGAUGAAGCUAUAGCUGAGAGAACUUUGCUAAGAAAUUUGUUGAUGUAUGGCUUUCAUUUUCUUGUCUGGUUUCUAUGUGUGAGGGGUAUUAAAGAUACACAGUGUGGUUUCAAACUUUUCACAAGAUCUGCCGCUUUACUUGUAUUCACGUCUUUACAUGUGGAACGAUGGGCAUUCGAUGUUGAGUUAUUAUAUAUAGCUCAAAGAUUAGACAUUCCUAUUACUGAAGUGGCAGUCAAUUGGCAGGAAAUAGACGGUUCCAAGAUGAUACCUUUCUGGAGUUGGGUUCAAAUGGGAAAGGAUCUUUUAUUAAUACGUCUACGAUAUAUUUUAGGAGUUUGGAAAAUUUCUGAAAAAAAUUAAUGUAACUGUGUUUCGUUCAUUGUAUGGAUGAUCUCAUGUCUUAAAGACAAUAUACCAGUUGAACUUUGUAGAAACAUUUACUUACCGCAUGCUGAUCGAACUGUUUUAUUUUUUCUCUAAGCACAGUAAGUCAAAGUAAUCUUUUAUGCUCCGUAAACAUUAUCAGUAUAAACACCAUUCUCCUUGGAUUAAGACCGAGAUUAAAACUAGCUGAAUUUUGAAAAA
Xenia sp. Carnegie-2017 is the source of this 1255-nucleotide messenger RNA. RefSeq names its product dolichyl-phosphate beta-glucosyltransferase-like. The transcript is spliced from 11 exons. Bases 56 to 1030 code for a protein of 324 amino acids. Gene Ontology annotation, cellular component: endoplasmic reticulum membrane. Lineage: Eukaryota; Metazoa; Cnidaria; Anthozoa; Malacalcyonacea; Xeniidae. The record is from RefSeq and is a predicted model, not a curated record.